CUCACCUCCGUUCUGUUUUAAAUCGAUCUCAGGGUAAAUUCUGUCGGACCUGCUCCGAACUCUACAGAUGAAACAUUUAUUAUGCGUUUUCCUAGAAAGGAAAAUCUCUUUAUUAACGAAGAAAUUGCUAAUAAACGUUCCAUGGAAGAAGACCUGAAGGAGGAAGUGAAACCUGAGGCGGAAGAGGAAGUGAAAUCAGAGAAGGAAGAGAAAGUGCACACUGAGUGGGAUAAAGAUGCGAUGCGAUUGAAAAAAGAAAUGCUAGACCAGGUGAUACAAGGACUAAAGGAAGAGGGAGACCAGGUGAGACAGCAACUGAAUAAACUGGAAGAAGCGGUGAGGCAGGAAUUAGAAAAUCUUGAAGAGCAGGUGAUGCAUGAACUGAAAAAACAGGAAAAACUGCAGAGACCUAGAAUUAAUAAAUUGGCUGAGCAGGUGAAGUUGGAGUUGAAAGAUUUGGAUUGGUUAGUGAAACAGAAGAAAGAACUAGGACAGGAAGAAGAUAAAUUGCGGAAGAAGAUACGAUUGUCAUUACAGGUGAUGAAGGAGCACAAAGAACGAGUGACACAUUAUGUAAGUGAAUUGGAAGAACAACUGAUACUGAAAGAGCGGCGGAUGUAUGGACUAAAGAUACAAGAAGAACAGCAACAGCAGCAGAUAACUGAGAAGAGGAAUUUGAAAGAUUUGGAUUUACCUGAGUUGAAGGAACUGGAAGAAAAGGUGAUGCAGAGAUUGAAUGAUUUAGACUGGCACGUGAAACAGAAGACGGAACAUGAGGAGGAAACGAGAGCUGAAAAGCUGGUGAAAAUGAUGAAGAUUCCAAAACUGGCGAAGAACAUAUAGUCCUUGUGAGAUAGAGAUGAAGACUUCACUAUUAAAGCAAUAGAUAAAAUAAAUUUUCUUCGUCAAUGAUA
Molecule: messenger RNA, 914 nt
Organism: Octopus bimaculoides (California two-spot octopus)
Lineage: Eukaryota; Metazoa; Mollusca; Cephalopoda; Octopoda; Octopodidae
Source: RefSeq, a predicted model, not a curated record